This is a messenger RNA of Trematosphaeria pertusa, 768 nucleotides long. RefSeq lists its product as uncharacterized. The record is from RefSeq and is a predicted model, not a curated record. The transcript is spliced from 4 exons. The coding region runs from base 24 to 656 and encodes 210 amino acids. Gene Ontology annotation, cellular component: endoplasmic reticulum-Golgi intermediate compartment; COPII-coated ER to Golgi transport vesicle; endoplasmic reticulum. NCBI's taxonomy places the organism in Eukaryota, Fungi, Ascomycota, Dothideomycetes, Pleosporales, Trematosphaeriaceae. Gene Ontology annotation, biological process: intracellular protein transport; Golgi organization; protein retention in ER lumen.
CUCGACCACAACACAAGUCCACCAUGCGGACGUCUCUCGCCCUGACAAGCCUGUUGGCCUACUGCGCUUCGGCAGUAUAUGCGACCGCGCUCACAUACCGGUUGGAGGCCAACGAGAAGGCGUGCUUCUUCACGAAUGUCGAGCAGAAGGGGACCAAGGUUGCUUUCUAUUUCGCGGUCCAAUCUGGCGGCUCAUUCGAUGUCGAUUAUUCCGUAGUCGGUCCCAAUGAGAGGGUGAUACUGGAUGGCACAAAAGAACGGCAAGGAGACUUUGUCUUCACGGCAAAUGAGGUGGGAGAAUAUCGCUUCUGCUUCAAUAACGAGAUGAGCACUUUCGCGGAGAAAAUGGUAGAUUUCGAGAUCGCCGUCGAAAAUGAAGCCCGCGCCCAACUCCCCUCCAAGCAAGGCUCCUCGCCCGAACAAACCUCCGUCCUCGAAGAAUCCAUACUCAAGCUGUCCGCCCAGCUGUCCACCAUCUCGCGCAACCAGAAGUACUUCCGUACACGAGAGAACAGGAACUUCAGCACUGUCAAGUCGACGGAGAAGCGGAUAUUAAAUUUCAGUUUGAUGGAGGUCGGGCUCAUGGUUACGAUGGCGGGGCUGCAGGUUUUCAUUGUGCGCUUCUUCUUCCAGGGCGCAAGGAAAGGAUACGUCUGAGAAGUGGUUUAUUUGGUGCAGGCGAUUGCGGACGGGGACAACAAGCAAGACCUUCGGAGGAAAAGGAUCGUAUCCAACCGGGUUCAUUGCGGCGGCGCUAUGGCGGUGCAAG